Molecule: messenger RNA, 414 nt
Organism: Nymphaea colorata (pocket water lily)
Lineage: Eukaryota; Viridiplantae; Streptophyta; Magnoliopsida; Nymphaeales; Nymphaeaceae
Product: mannose-specific lectin-like
Exons: 2
Coding region: 1-414 (137 amino acids)
Source: RefSeq, a predicted model, not a curated record
AUGGUAGCACAAGUGGUAGCUAAAGCCAUCCUCUUCUCUCAGGCCGCUGCGGAGGAUCUGCUGUUCAGCGGGCAGACUCUUUUUGCAGGUCGGUUCAAAGAGAAUGGGCCUUACAAGCUCAUCAUGCAGUACAACUGCAACCUUGUGCUUUACAUCAACGGAAACCGGGCGCUGUGGGCUUCCGGCACCGCCGGAAAAGGCUCCAACUGUAGUGCAACUGUGCAACCCUACAGAGAGACGCCAACUUUUGUCUACCCAGGAACUAAUGCUCGUUGGGCAAGUGGGACGGCAAGUGGGCAGUCCAAUUACGUUCUGAUAGUACAGUAUGACAGGAAUGUGGUGAUCUACAAGUCCUUUCCUUGCGUCAUGAGUUUUAGGACCUUCAAAGUCCUUGAUGUGUGGCCUGAAAAGUGA